GGAAAAAAAAGAGAGAGAAAUGGGAUCGAGAAAUAAUAGUGAUGAUGAGGUGGUGGUGGUGGUGGGAAAGGGGUUGUCGGCGCUGGUGGUGGACGACGACCCGGUGGCUCAGAUGAUACACAAGGUGUUGCUGGACCGGUACGGCCUGCGGACGCAGGUGGCGAAGAACGGGGAGGAGGCCGUCGUGCUCUGCCGCUCCGGCGCCCGUUUCGAUUUGGUCCUCAUGGACAAGGAGAUGCCCGUCAUGGAUGGCGUUCUUGCUACUCGGGAGCUACGGGAGAUGGGUGUGGAGAGCACGAUAGUGGGCGUGACAUCUCAUGGGCCUGAAGCAGAUAUGGGUGCGUUUAUGGGGGCUGGUCUCAAUGAUUGUUUCGCUAAGCCCUUGACUCCUGAAAUUGUUUAUCGCAUUGUUAACUUGCUUGCCAUCUAAUUACUAAAGGUCUUCCAAUAAU
Molecule: messenger RNA, 452 nt
Organism: Cuscuta campestris
Lineage: Eukaryota; Viridiplantae; Streptophyta; Magnoliopsida; Solanales; Convolvulaceae
Source: the annotation of a GenBank genome assembly